AUGAAUAAUAAUCUUAAUAAAAACGAUCAAUCAUUAAAUCCUCAAAAUACUCUUAAUCAUCUAUCUGAAAAAUGGCAUGUUUCAAUAACAAGUGAAGAAUUUGCUCGUAAACUCGAUGAAAAUGAUUCAUUGAGGAAUUUACGCGAUGAAUUCUACAUACCAAAAGUUGGUGGUCUACCCAAAGUCGAUAAAGCACGUACAGAUCCUCAGAGUGAUAGUAUCUAUUUAUGUGGACAUUCAUUAGGUUUACAACCAAAACGAGUACGAAAAUUAAUUGAUAUCUGGCUAAAAGAUUGGGCUGAUUUAGGAGUCUAUGGUCAUAUUUACGGUACAAAUCCAUUUGCAUAUUGUGAUUAUCCAUGUAUACCAACAUUGAAAACACUGCUUGGUGCUGAAGAUAAUGAAGUAGGCAUAAUGAAUCAACUGACGACUAAUAUUCAUUUUAUGAUGAUUUCAUUUUAUCGACCGACAUCCAAACGUUUUAAAAUUCUCUAUGAAGAACGAGCAUUUCCUAGUGAUGAAUAUGCUUUUCAAUCACAAAUUCAAUUUCAUGGAUAUAAACUAGAAGAAGCAGCACUAAAAAUAAAACCACGAGCAAAUGAAGAUUGUAUUAGAACAGAAGAUAUUCUUGAAUUACUUAAACAACAAGGUCAAUCUAUCGCUCUUGUUCUUCUUAGUGGUGUACAAUAUUAUACAGGACAAUUAUUUGAAAUUGAAACUAUUACUCGAGCUGCUCAACAAUAUGGAUGUGUUGUUGGAUGGGAUUUAGCACAUACUGUUGGUAACGUUCCAUUGAAAUUACAUGAUUGGAAUGUUGAUUUUGCUGUUUUUUGUUCAUAUAAAUAUUUAAAUUCAAGUGCGGGAUGUAUUGGUGGUAUAUUUGUUCAUUCUAAUCAUUUUGAUAAAAACUAUCCACGUUUUGAUGGUUGGUGGGGUAAUCGAGAUGAAACACGAUUUCAAAUGAAUACAGAAAUUGAUCGAGGUAUUGGAGCAAAUGGAUUUCGCAAUAGUAAUCCAUCUAUUCAUCAGUGUGCAACAUUAGCAGCAAGUCUUCAGAAAAAUAAAAUUUGUAAAAUAGUCAAAUCAAAAAUGUUUAAUGCAUCACUUAAACAUUCAAUAUAUAUACUUCCUUGUUUAUUAACAGAACCAUCAAGUUCGUAUAAAAUAAAUACUUUAACACCAACAGAUCCUGAACAAAGAGGUGCACAACUUUCAUUUCGUAUUAUUGGUGUUGAUGCUCGAAAGCUAUUUAAUGAACUUGAACACUUAGGUGUUUGUUUAGAUCUUCGUGGUGAUGUUAUUCGUGUUGCACCGAUACCUCUUUAUAAUUCAUUUAUGGAUGUCUAUCGAUUUGUAUCGCUUUUAAAAACAAUCAAAGUCUAA
Rotaria sp. Silwood1 is the source of this 1383-nucleotide messenger RNA. NCBI's taxonomy places the organism in Eukaryota, Metazoa, Rotifera, Eurotatoria, Philodinida, Philodinidae. The record is from the annotation of a GenBank genome assembly.